Molecule: messenger RNA, 3461 nt
Organism: Heteronotia binoei (common prickly gecko)
Lineage: Eukaryota; Metazoa; Chordata; Lepidosauria; Squamata; Gekkonidae
Exons: 4
Coding region: 70-1350 (426 amino acids)
Source: RefSeq, a predicted model, not a curated record
AUAUUUUUUCUGAAAAAGUGGGUACAAGGUCUGGGGGGGAAGAAGUGGAAAGGGGCUUCAAGAAAGAUCAUGGAAGAGAACGGUGAGGAUGUGAGUUCACUGGCGGCCUACAUUUCAACGGAUGGUAGCUACACAGAGACCGUGCCAGUGCCGAAUCAUGGCACGCUGACGCCUUCUUCCCAGGGGUCUUCCUCCGCUACAAAAUCAAGGCGCCAACCAGUUUGGACCGACGAGGAGACGCGGGCCUUCAUCCAGGUGUGGGGUGAUGAUGCUGUGCAAAGUGCCCUGGCUUCCAAUUAUCGCACAGUUGCACAGUUUCAGUGGAUAGCUGACGAAAUGCGCGCCCGGGGCUACAACAGGGACUGGGAGCAGUGUCGCGAACGUGCAAAGGUGCUUCGACGCGGUUUCAAAGAGAUAGUGGAUGGGAACAGCAAUGCUGGUCAUGGGCGCCGUGUAUGGCCAUAUUAUGAAGAACUUAAUCGCUUUCUUUGCAUCAAGCAAAAUCUGGUCGUUCCACGGCUUUCAGGGAGCAACGCAAGGCCGCCUGUUGACCGCCGACGCCGGGAGCACAGAGAAACACAAGAUCCCUAUGAACCGCCACUCUCCGUAGGAAAGAGCGACAAAGGGACUUUUGAAGAGCCGGAUGGGGACUGCUUACUGUUGCCUGAAUCGGCUGGGUCACAGCAGAGUGAAGCUAACAUGGAAAACCAAGUGGCAUCACCAGCAGCAAACUCUGAUAUAUCCAUGGAUGGGAGCGCUGGCCCUGGCACUCCCACUGAUCCUCUGCCAUCCAAUGACUCAAUCUCCGCACCAAAUCUGCGCCCUCGACCGCUGACUGCCGCUGAAAGGAUGCGCAAUCUCCGUUGCAGGCAGAGAAAGAGGAGGGGAGAUACGUUGAAGGAGCUGAUGGAAGUCACUUCCCAGGCCACCAGUGAACUCGUCCGGACACUGUCCGACCUCACACACAAAGAGGUGGCUUCCUUUGAGCGUGCUUACAAAGAGGACCUUUCUGCACGCAAAGACGAGAUGGAGCAGAGCGCAGAGGACAUUGGGAGGCUUGUAAGCGCUCUGGAGUCCAGUGAUCAAACUUUGAAGGAGCAGCUGAGUAGCCAGACAAGCGUACUGCAGGGCAUCUUGGAAGUCAUGAAAGACAUACGGGGUAGAACUUCUUACAGUCCUCCAUACCCGUCACAGUAUUAUGAUUUCUCAGGCCCUAGCAUGAUGCAUACAGCGGGUACAUCCUCAAAUGGUCAGGAGAUGCCGUGCCCUUCCCCCUCUGGCCUUGCAUUCCCUUCGCAGCAGUCUGCUACCAGCAAUGGAGAUGUCUCUCCCAGGAAGCGAAUGAAAUGAAAGUCUUGAAAUGGAGAGGCAUUCUGUACUGCUUAUUUAGUAUCCGUGUUGAAACCAUCCCUCCAGCUAUGGUUUGUUCUUGUUAUGACAUAUAUAUUCCUUUUUCUUACCGCCUUUCUUAUUGCAUAGUUAGGGUGUGUUUUCACCAUAUCUUAUGUGCGUCUACACAACGUUCUGUUGUUGAAAGAGCUGCCAGCAGUGUACAUUUAGAUUUGCUCUUGAUUUGGAGUGUACGUACAUUAGUUUCCCUUCUACUCUGUUUUCCCAGAGGAAUGCAGUGUUUGAUGUACAACUGUAAAAGGAACUUCAGUACACUUAACACAUUACUGGGUACCUGUAAAAAGGCAAUCUUUUUAAAGUAAUAAAGCAACACUGUUGUUCCAGAAUAAUUUAAUUUGUGUUUUACCAUAUUAUAUAAGAUUCACCAUAAUGGGUCAGAUCAGGUUUCUAGCUAGUUCAGCAUUCUGCCUUCUACAAAUGGUUAGCCAGAUGCCAUGGAGAAGUUCACAAAUGAGGAGCAAGAGUAGCUUUUGCCCUUGUUAGCCCUCAGGAUCUGGUAAUCAAGGACAAACCAACUCUGAUAACUCAUGGCCCAAGGAUCUAGCCUUCACACAUCAAUCUCGUCCUACUAAAAAGGCUAAUGAUUGUCAACAAAAUUCAUAAGUAUGCAUUGUAUUCAGAAGCAUUUCAUCUGCCCAUCAAUAUCACAUAUUUCGAGCAGUGCUAAAAUUCUGCCAUGUUGUGCCCACAGUACUGUGCAAGGCCUUAUGUCUCUGUCAUGCUAUCCUUGUCCCCUCCCACCCACGUUUUCUGUGCUGAAAAUUUAUUUCAGGGCCAGACUGGAUAUGGUAGUAAACAAACAAACCCAACCAUUUGUUUUAAAAAAUAUACCCCAAAAUAAAACAUGAUUGGGAAGAGCUGUUGGUGCCUUGUGUGUAACCUACCUCCAUGUAUACACACGCUUCUCCCAACCAAGCUUGCUCCUAGUACUGCAGCUCUACUGAGGAGAAACUGCAUAAAAUGUAAGGCACCAUCAAAAGAAGGGUUCAUCAACCCCUUCCUCAACAUCCCUUUUACGAAAAAAGAAAAAGUAACAUCCACUCCUUGUUUUAUACUGGAUUAGGGUAGGCUUGUAAAGCAAUUGGGUCUGUUGUCACAUCUAAUUUGCCCCCCCCCCCCAGACAAAGUUGCCGCUUUUCACACAGUCUCUCAACUUUUCUGUAUCCUCGACAGGAGAUGGUUCACCAUUAUGUGUGAUAAUCUGAAUGGGGACGUAGCAUCAUGGUAUGAUAGUGUUAUACGUUCACGUGCUUAUUAACAUUUUGAAGCUAUUCUGACAGCUCGGUAACUUGCUUUUUGCAGAUGUGGUGUUGCCUCUUCUUCAGCACUGCACCCACACCUGUGUGUUUUAAUCUUACUUUUGUGAGCUGUUUCUGCCAGUUCAGAUCCAAAGGAAGUGAGGCUUUACAAGCCUGCAGUUUCCUGAAACUACACUUCUGAGAAAGACCCAGCUGCAGUCAUGUGGUAGUAACCUCAGGCAGUUCCACGGGGCCCAACGGAACACACAUCAGCAUUCAGAACUUUCCUACUGGACUGGAAAAAAAAUAUAUUCUCCACUCUGUCUUUCAGUUAUUUAUUACAAAAGUACAGUUACAAAUAUUAUUUAUUUUUCUGGUGUUUCUUAAACUGAGCUAUUGAUCAUUUCAGAUCUUGGCAAUUUGUUACUGUUUUGUUUUACUUCUGAAACUACCUUUGUCACCUUGGCUUGACAUGGUUCUUCUGGUGCACAGCUUGCAGUAAAAAGUUCAGGUGCCCAGCAACCUCUUUGCGGGGGAAAUACUUUUUGCAGGUUUUUGCUGUUUGCUUUAUUGUUGCAUUUACUAGCUUCCCGCUUCAGUUAAAUGUAAGGUAUUUUUAUUAUCUAUUUGUAUAUUUCUAGCAGUUUGCUCUCCUUCGCCUGCCUUAUGAUUUCAUUUGUCAGAGAGUAUCUUGUUCAGUUAAGCAGUAUUUUCAUCUUGUCCCAUUAGGCUUGCUAACUCAAAAUAAUCAUCUGGCAUUUCCUGUGUCAUUCCUUUGCUUUCUUGGUUUAACCUAAAUAAAAUAAAACAGGA